Molecule: messenger RNA, 8505 nt
Organism: Ostrinia nubilalis (European corn borer)
Lineage: Eukaryota; Metazoa; Arthropoda; Insecta; Lepidoptera; Crambidae
Gene: Lrp4
Product: low-density lipoprotein receptor-related protein 4
Exons: 34
Coding region: 1-5745 (1914 amino acids)
Molecular function (GO): protein binding; calcium ion binding
Source: RefSeq, a predicted model, not a curated record
AUGCCUGCGCCACUCGCUGUAUACGUCAUCUCUCUAGCCUUCUUUUGGAUAUGUGUGCUUGCGGACGACCCAUUCCCGGUGGGGGCCAGCCGUCCCGCCAACAGCACGGUGGGGCCGGCGGACCCCAGGUCCGUGAUGGGCCGCGUGCCGCCGUACCAGCCGCCAGCAAUGGGCAACGGCCCCAUCUCUAUGCAGGGCCCCCCGGUGUUCCGGCCCCACAGCCCGUAUACGCGAGUUGAACCGUGGAAUCCUCAUCCACUUUUCGAGAAACAUCCCUUCGACGUAGUCGCUGAAGGAAUGGACGGCAACGACGACGAUGGCGGCUGCAACCAGCCUUGUCUCAGCCAACAUUUUUCGUGUCAAAUAUCGUGCACGUGCAUCCCUAUGGAGAAGCGUUGCGACGGCGUGGCGGAGUGCGCGGAGGCCGAGGACGAGGCCGGCUGCGCGCGCUCGUGCGACGAGCACGAGAACCGCACCAUCUGCCACACCACCAACGUGUGCAUCGCGCUGGACUGGCUCUGUGAUGGGGACAACGACUGUGGCGACUUCUCCGACGAGACUCAUUGCGGAGCUGAGAACUGUACCGAAGAGCAGUUCUUGUGCGGGAACGGACUGUGCAUCCACAAGGACUGGGUCUGCGACGGCGACAACGACUGUCGCGACAACUCUGACGAAACCAACUGCACCAAGGGCCAGUGCCGUGACAACCAAUUCAUGUGCGCUAUGGGCGAGUGCAUCGCCAAGCACUGGAAGUGCGACAAGGAAGCCGACUGCCCUGACAGCUCCGAUGAGGCAGAUUGCCGUGAAGUGGACCUCCUCCGUUGUGGUGAGAGCGAGUUCCAAUGCGACAACAAGAAGUGCAUCCGCAAAGAGUUCCAGUGUGACGGCGACAACGACUGCGGUGACUGGACUGAUGAAGACUCCUGCCCCAUGAUGCCGGGGAGCUGUAACGCGGGGGAGUUCAAAUGUAGCGACGGCAAAUGUAUCCCUGAACGUUGGCGCUGCGACUCCGAAAGGGACUGCGCUGAUGGGGGUGACGAGCUGAACUGCGAGCCCCAUGUUAUGAGGAACUGUACCGCUGAGGAGUACACUUGCACGGAUCGGCGAUGCAUUUUGAAAACCUGGUUAUGUGAUGGAGUUCGUGAUUGCACCAACGGCGAAGAUGAGAUGAACUGCCAAGUGUUUUGCGAAGAAGACCAGUACAUGUGCAAGACUCAAGAACAUCUGCUCAGCAACGCUUUUAGAAACUGCGUAAAUAGAAAGCAUGUAUGUGACGGCAUGAAGGAUUGCCCACGGGGCGAUGAUGAGGAGAAAUGUCCAACGAAAAGGAAGUGUACCCAAGAUGACAAAUGCGAAAGGGAUUGCAUUACUACGUUCGAUGGUCUACUGGCCUGCGCUUGUCCUUUAGGAUUCCUGUUAGCUGAUGAUGGUUAUAGUUGCCGUGAUAUCGACGAGUGCAUGUACGAGCAAGAUCCAGUGUGCUCGCAAACAUGCUCCAAUACUGUAGGCAGUUUCCAAUGUGGCUGUAUGACGGGCUAUAUAUUACGACCUGAUGGACGAUCCUGCAAGCCUACUGGGGAAUCCCCUUCGUUGCUGUUCUCUAACCGUAUAGGAAUACGACAGGUGUGGUUGACUGGCGAUAACUACAUGUCGGUGGUCAAAGGUCUACAUAAUGCAGUUGCUCUUGAUUACCACUACGAGAAAAAGCUAAUAUUCUGGUCAGAAAACAACUUGAGGGUUAUUCGCGUAGCUGACGCUAAUGGUACUAUGAAAGAUGUCAUAAAAUGGGGCUUAGAAACGCCUGGUGGUGUUGCCGUCGACUGGAUACACGAUUUGCUCUUUUGGACCGAUUCUGGCACUAGGCGGGUGGAGGUAGCAACUCUGAAUGGUACUCAAAGAGCUGUGCUUGCAGCCAAUGACUUGGACAAGCCUCGAGCUAUUGCUGUCCAUCCAGGAGACGCUUUAGUAUUUUGGACCGAUUGGGGUCCCAACCCAAAAAUAGAGCGAGCAGAUAUGGAUGGAAGUCGUCGGAAGAGCGUCAUAGUAAACAGGAUAUUUUGGCCCAACGGCCUAACGAUAGAUUACACUGAGUCAAAGAUUUACUGGGCUGAUGCUAAGCAUCAUGUUAUUGAAAGAGCUACUUUCGACGGGCGAGACAGAAAAAGGAUUACUAACAAAGGUCUACCUCAUCCAUUUGCAAUAACGCUAUUCGAAGAUGCCAUUUACUGGACUGAUUGGCAUACUAAAAGCAUAUCAACUAUUAAUAAGGAGACGGGAAUGGGUAUCCAAACUGUGCAUGCCGGCCUAAAUGUUCCUAUGGAUAUACACAGUUAUCACCCCCUGAGGCAGCUAAAGACCUAUAAGAACCGCUGCGGCCCUAACAAUGGUGGUUGUUCUCACCUUUGCCUUCCAAACAGCAACGAUCGGACCUGCCGUUGUCCGGUCGGAUUUAAUCUAAACCCUGAUGGUCGAACAUGUGAAGAAACACCAGAAAAAUUAUUACUUUAUGCACGACGAAAGGACAUAAGACUGAAACAAUUAAAUCCGAGAAAACAAACUGACUCUUUGGACAUGGUAAUUCCCGUGGACAACAUAAAGUCAGCAGUGGCAUUGGAUUGGGAUCAUAACACUAAUUCAAUAUUUUGGACGGACGUGGAGAAGGACACUAUCAACCGCGCCUAUUUGAAUGGAUCCCACCAGACUGUGAUAGUCGGCUCCAACCUGAUAUCACCGGCCGGUCUUGCCUAUGAUUGGAUAACUGAUAAAAUAUACUGGACCGAUGCCGGCACUAACAGGAUUGAGGCAGCAAAUUCCAAUGGAUCCAUGAGAGCCUUGCUUGCAUGGGAGAACAUAGACAAACCUAGAGAUAUUGUAGUCGACCCUAAAGGUGGAGUCAUGUAUUGGUCCGACUGGGGAACUACACCAUGUAUUGAACGUGCAGACAUGGAUGGAGGGAACCGUCAAAAGUUGAUAUUUGGGGAGAUGACGUGGCCUAAUGGACUAGCUUUAGAUCUUGGAAGCAACCGCAUCUAUUGGACGGACGGGGGCAACCGCACUAUUGAAUAUGCGAAUCUUGAUGGUACUGGAAGGACCAUUUUGAUUGGUCAACAUUUGCCUCAUCCGUUUGGCUUGGACUUACAUGGUGACGAAGUUUUUUGGACAGACUGGGAUACACAGUCGAUCCAGGCUGCUAACAAAUAUACCGGCAAAAACAGGCGAACUUUAGGUUCGGGAGUUGCAGGUCUGAUGGAUGUACGAGUCUUCCACAAGGACAGGAUUGAAGGAGUCAACAGAUGCGGUAAAAACAAUGGUGGAUGUUCACAUCUCUGUCUCUUAAAACCAGGAGGUUACACUUGCGCCUGCCCGAUUGGAAUCAAACUCACUGGGAAUGGAAAAACUUGUUUAAACGGACCUGUAAACUACUUAAUUUUUGCUCACCGUGUGGACAUUCGUAUUGUGUCCUUAGAUGUGCCGUAUUUGGUUGAUGUUGUUCUUCCGCUACCACCAUUAAAGAAUGCACUUGGAGUGGAUGUGGAUCAACGAACCGGCCUCGUUUAUUGGACUGAUACUGGAGAAAGAAUGAUCAAGCGGGCUCAUAGAGAAGGCUACAACAAUGAGACCGUAGUAGGGAAAGGUCUUCAUACAGUGGACGGCAUUGUCAUUGACUCGGCUGGACGCAAGAUCUAUUGGACUGACGGUGGCCGUAACAGCAUCGAGGUAGCAGAGUUAAACGGCAACAAUAGGAAGCUUCUGAUAUGGACCGGUCUAGACUCACCUAGGGCUAUAGCGUUACACUAUGAGGAGGGCUUCAUGUUUUGGUCUGAUUGGGGACAAUCAGCCAAAAUUGAAAGAGCUGACAUGGAUGGGAAAAACCGACGCAUCAUCGUCGAUAAUAACAUCAAAUGGCCCAACGGCUUAGCCAUUGACAACAUUGAAGGUCGCCUCUACUGGAACGAUGCUAAAAUCCUAACGAUAGAGAGCUCCGACUUCGAAGGCAACGACAGACGCGUAAUCUUGAGCAAAGUACCCUAUCCUUACGGCAUUGUUAUUGUUGGACAACACAUUUACUGGACUGAUUGGAAGACUAAAGCUCUACAUAGAGCCGAUAAAGCGAAUGCCAAAGAUGGAAUUAUCAUAAGAGAGAAUCUAGAGGGCCUGAUGGAUAUACGAGCUAUUCAGGGAGAACGAGUGCUAAAUGAUGCUUGUGGCACAAACAAUGGAGGAUGCUCCCAUCUGUGUCUUCGAUCACCCAAAGGAUUCUCGUGUGCUUGUCCCACGGGUUUAUUAUUCGAAAAUCAAACGGACCCCAAUCCAAAGAAAUGUAGGCAAUAUCCCGAAAACUACCUGUUCUUUGCUACAAGAGGAAGUCUUGCAAUGAUCUCGCUAGAUACGCCGGAGCAUUGGGAUGUCAAUCUGCCAAUAAAGGAAGCUGAUAAUACCAUCGCUGUUGAUUUCCACUGGGAAUACAAAUUACUGUUCUACACCGAUAUCAACAGGAAUUGCGUUAGCACCAUCGAUAUGCAUGACAUGAGCCGAAGUAAGAUUAUAGUUAAAGGCAGGCUCAAUACACCCAACGGCUUGAGCGUUGAUUGGAUUGCCAACAACCUUUACUGGUCUGACAAUAAUUAUAAGGUUAUUGAAGUGGCAAGGUUGGAUGGAUCAUCACGGAAAACUUUAAUUACUGGGCUCAAGGAACCUCGGGCACUAGCUUUGUUCCCAGCUAAGGGAUAUCUUUACUGGAGCGACUGGGGAGAGACUCCUAGCAUUGAAAGGGCAUAUCUAGAUGGAAGUCAGAGAAAGAUUAUUAUCAACCAAGAUCUAGGAUUUCCAAACGGCAUUACGAUAGAUUACAAGGAGCGGAGAUUAUACUGGACUGAUGCUUUAAAAGAUAGGAUUGACACUUCUGACCUGAACGGCAACCAUAGGGUGCAGUUAGUUCCUGAAGCGAAAAAUGCAUUUGGGAUGACUCAGUUUAACGACUACAUUUACUGGACGGAUUGGUUCAAAAAAUCAGUAAUGAGAGCCGACAAGAGGACAGGCAAAAACGUGACAGUGAUAAGACAAGAUUUGGAUAUGACCAUGGAGAUCAGAGCGGUGUCGGCUGAGAGGCAGCAUGGAUGGAACCCUUGCAAGGAAGACAACGGCGGCUGCUCGCAUCUAUGCUUGUUUAGAGCUCACGACUACAUCUGUGCUUGUCCAGAUGAAGCCGACUCGAAGCCUUGCUCUACAGUGCCCAAGUCGCGGAUCGAAGGUCAGAUGCCUGCGCACUACCCUCCGUAUUACGACUACCGGGACAUUGACUCCGAAGAUACGUUCUUCAUGCCACCUACAGUGGUGCCAGAGACCAGCGUCAGCGCGAUUCUGAUCGUGGUCGCAAUCCUGAUCUGUAUCAUCAUCGCCGUGGUUAUUAUCGCGUUUGUUUGCGUGAAGAUCAACAAAGAGCGAGGAGAGGAGCUGAAGGAGACCUACCGCGAGUCGGCCGGCCACAUCUCGUUCCACAACCCGAACUAUAACUGCGCGACCGGUAGCAGCUCCGCUUCUGGCUCCGGCGAGCCACUGGAGCGCAGGUCCAACCGGUUCCAAGGAAUAUUCAAAUACGACAAAAGUCAGGAGCGCGUAACCAACGUCUACAUCCCUGAAGGCACGAGCCUGCUGCCUGCUCCUCCACCACCGCCGCACCGGCAGCCGCCGCGCCCGUCCACACACGACGACUUCGAACCGGUCACACUGCACCCGUUCGCAUGAGACGAGCUCAAUACGAAGCUCGACAUUGAGUUGGCAGAGGCUUUCCGAGGGUUCUCGAUGUAAACCCUCGACGACCGAUUGCGUAAACGCGACCGUUUGCACUAACUCCAUCUUUCAAAAGUAGUAAUUCAUCUAAUUUGUGUUUAAAGUCCAGUACUCAAUUGAUUUGUUAAACUAUUGUUGUUAAACGAUUGAUUGAUAAACUGAUUCACGAUAACUUUAAACAGCUGUAGUUGGUGAACAUUGCCCUAAAUAUUAAAAAUGUCUUUAUUAUGAGACCACGGGUAAAAUUAAGAACAUUUUUUGACAUAGAUCAUACUACAUAGAUUUACAUGUGAAAACGGUCGCUUCACGUAAUGAUACUACGGUUUUCCUAAUGGUUCCUAUAAUUGGAAAUGCUAAUGCCCUGAUGUUCAACUGUAUGAUUGAUCAGUUCAUAAUAACAUGAUUAAAAAAAAGGAAAAUGAAUUAUAACUUUGCGGCGAGUCACGAGUUUGUAGUGUGUAGGAACCAUUACUAAACAUUCUGCAACUCAUAUCGAGAUUCGUAAUGAUUUGUCUGCAAUCACCAACCAAACGAUUUCGCUACAAAAUGCUCAAGCUAACGAAAACUGAGCUCACCACGCAAGCUCAAUAGGUGUGGCUCUACUGUGACACUAAAUACUAAUUUAAAAAUAGUUAUCUACCUUUAUAGGUAACCACAUGACUUGACUAAUCAACAGGACGUAACUUGGCUUUUCUCUCAACCUACGAAAUUAUAAGUGCUACGAAUCGUGUAAUCGUCUACGAGAUUUCGUAGCUGCGUAGCCUACGACUCCGCAUUUACGGAGGCUACGAAACUCAACAUUCGUUGGUGUCAUCAAAAGGCUUUAUGUGCAAAUAUUUUUAUCGAAUUUCUGCACACGAGAAACUAAUUGCAAUUGCGAUUGUAUUUACCUAGGUAUUUGUCCGUGAAAAAAGUUUUAAGUACUUUAAAAGACAAUUUAAAUCAAGACAGGUAUUUAAACAAAGGUUUAACCGAUGCGUAAAACUGUUUUCAUAUUUAUUAUUUAAGAUACAUACAAAAACCUAAAAUCUAUUUGUAAACCGCAUUAUUAUAGAUACAGUGACGUUGAAGUCAUUUAUAAUAAUUUAAUUGAUAUUAUUUAUCAUGUAGCUUAGCAUUUAAUGAAUUGAAUGGUAUUAUUUCGUGAUAAAUGGAAAUGUUAUCGAUAUGUACUAAUCGAUUAUAUCGAGUGUACUAUUCGAUGAAGUCUCGUUUGAAGUAUACGAGGAAACAAUCGCCGUCUGAAUGCGGCCUAUCAAUGAAACGAGGACGAUGACGGGACUUCAGUUUGCUUUCAUUGUGUUUCUCCUUGGGAUCGAUCUAUUAUAAAAUCGUCAAUUUCAGAUUUGGAAAUGUCCAAAAGGAUACGUAGAUAUUUUAAGAUCACAUUGUUAGUAAAUAAAUGAAUACAAUUUAUUCUCUUGUGGAUGGAUCGUUUCAAUAUGUCUAUGAUUUGGAGUUACUGUACGUAGAAUAACAAGUAUUAAGAACUAGCUCGUAAUAAGAUGUUAGACAUUAUUCAUUUAAAUUUUCAAGUGCGUUUCUCUACAGUUAAUUUCAUAAUAAAUAAUUACAUACCACAUCUUAUAACAAUAACAUAUGUUUUAUUAUAAAUAAGACAUAUUAUAAUACUACAGUAUAAUACCGAAAUGGUUACCUAUUGUUAUAGUUUAUAGAAAUAGAUAAAUACGUUUAGAAAUUAUAGGAAAUUAAAGAAAACAUCUUGUGUGUAAAUAGAUGUCUACAAGCAAAUAAUGUACUUACUCCAUAUUCGUUGUAUCUCAUUCCAUAAAUAAUACUAAUAAAAAGAAUUAGUGGUAAGAACUCAAAUUUUAUAACUACGGUGGCAUGCUAAAUGGUAGUAACUCGAUUUUAAUUUAGUUAUAUCUUUUGUAUUUGCAGAUGUCAUAAAAUGACUAUCUCAUUUUCGGACAUUGUUAGACAAUGCAACUUUAGCAUGAUACCGCAGUACAAAAAAAUAAAAAUUAUCAAAAACAUUGAGCGUGUGUUUGUAUAUGAGAGGAAGGAUAUGUGUAAAACGAUAUAUACAUGAUAUUUAUUAUUUUUGUACACCAUUUGUGCUGGACGCACGCCUCGCCGCGGCUCACGGGAGGCGUCGCCGCAGCUCAAAUUUAAUUAUGUAAUAUAUAGAUUUUUAUAGACGUACUGAAGUUUGGGAUCGUUUUGUGACCACGCAAAUAUUUCGAGGAAUACCCUGUGGUGAAAUCCCAAACUUCAUAUAAUACUCAUUUUUCGAAAGCUCGAACUAUGGAGGAAUCAGGAAAACGAAAGACUUUUAAGUUAAUUUAAUUUUUAUAUCUUUAAAUUGCCAAAUUUAAUUUCGGUAUAAAUAAUAACGAAUUCACUUUUAGAAGUAAUUCACCAGGAUUAUUAUGGUGACAAUAAAAUAUCAAUGUAAAUAGUUAGUUUUAAUUAUGACGUUUUUUGUCAAACAAAUGAUAUUGCAUUGUAAAUAAUAGUUUAUUUAUAAAGGGCAUUCCUUGAACGGCACAUGUUUUGAAACCAGUCUUACUUUCUUUGAUAUAACGGCGGCAUUUAAUGUUUACCAUUGUUAUCUGUUAUUGCAAAUAAUUCUUUAAGAACUCUACCAGACAGAAAAAAUAUAUUAAAUUCGCCUUACAUUAACAUACUUAUAUAAAAUAAGGACAGGGGUUAAAAUAUGUGCUUUUAAAGGGACACUCGUUACGUGAUGCG